This is a messenger RNA of Aspergillus puulaauensis, 3228 nucleotides long. RefSeq lists its product as uncharacterized. Gene Ontology annotation, molecular function: protein binding. The transcript is spliced from 6 exons. Bases 1 to 3228 code for a protein of 1075 amino acids. The record is from RefSeq and is a predicted model, not a curated record. Lineage: Eukaryota; Fungi; Ascomycota; Eurotiomycetes; Eurotiales; Aspergillaceae.
AUGCCUAUCCUUUACUGCCCGCUGUGCGGUAUUUGUUUGCUACCCGAUCCUCUCCUCCAAGAUGAUCCAGCUCCGCCAUUAUCGCGCUCUCGCCCCUGGUUCGCCGAAGUGCAGGGGAUUGUCAUCCAACCUGGGAAGAAUCCCCGGGACGCCGAUGCGAUACUCACCGGCAUAGGCAUUAUCCGCGAUGACAACAUCCUGCUUGCGGCCCCCGAUAGCGGUGUUUGUUACCUCGGCCACCAUAACCUGAACAAAUGGGUGCUCUGCGAAACCUUCGUAUACAACGGCGGCUUUGGCGUUCAUGCUGCCUGCUGGAAGUUGCUGGUUCUCAGGCUGGGACCCAUGUAUCGAAAAUCCAAGACCGACGUCUUGACCGCCAUGUUCUCGCUCUUGUGGUCGACCCCUUGCGUCAACUCUUCCAGCUUCGAUUUCGGGCACGACUAUGACGGCGCAGAGAUAGUACAAGGCCUUCGUGUGCGUCCGUGGACUGCCAGCUUGUGCUCGCGUUUAUAUGCGCACCCCUUUCGUAUUCCCCAGCUCGAUGACCUGGACGGAGCCUUAACAUCCGAUACUGCGGAAAACAAGGAAGAGCCAGAGUCAGGUCCGCGCCUUUUUGGACUGCUCCCCCCUGAAUUGAAGGAUGAUAUAUUCUCGUAUCUAACCUACGACGAAGUGGAAAUCAUGCGACUCGUUUCACCAGACAUGGCACAGCUUGGGGCCGAUCAUAAGCUCCCGCAGGAGUACUGGAAAAGCAGAUUCAUGCUUGGGCAGGAGACGGACUUCAUUUUCCCAGACCUCCAGGACAAAAGAAAUUGGCGCGGGGUUUUCUUCGCUGUCAAGACGUAUUUGGAGUUGGAGGACGCAUCCAUGGUUAAUCGGCGGCGCAUCCGGAUUCUUAUAGAGCCUAUUGCCGCUCUCCUAGAAGAACGCGCUGCCAUGGGACUACCUAUGCCAGACGGGCUUCCUCUCGUAUCCGUAUAUUGUCAGAACGGCGUCCGUUGUAUGAGAAGCCAAGGGGGUGAAGAAUAUGCGUAUGUCAUCGUGUAUGAUGAGGAUUUAUUCUCCAGCCACAUUUCUUCGAUCGAUGCAGACAGUGUGCUUCAGCUUGGAUGCCGUCGACUCAACUGGGUGAUGUACCCCCUAGAACGAUUAGACCAGGUUCAGUACAAUGCUAUAGUAGUGUCAACAGUUCGCCUCGGCUCGCGCCGAUUUGUUUCCGGAAUCUGUCUGCGUUCGGAUGAUUCGGACACUACCCACGCGCCCUGGGUUGGGUAUCCUGAAUACACUCAAAAGGUGUGGAUCAAAAUACCGCGGGCGUCCAGACUCGAGUCAAUCUCUAUUGCGUUUUGCGCGCAGGGCCUCAGAGGAAUAAGGUUCAAUUUCACGAAUUCGGAGUCAUCGGGCUGGGUUGGCGACAGCACCGGCACGGGCGUUGCCUGCGGCUUGCUGUUUGUCCCAACGACUAGGCCAUGGGCCCUGGUAGUAGGAACAGAUCAUUUCAAGCUCGUCUCGCUUGGCAUUGGCGUAUUAUCGACAAAUUCGGAAACGCCCCCCGAACAACCACGAGAGGCUCUACACACUGCACUGUCGCACUUGUGGAUCAAUGCUAUCCCGUCCCAUCAUGGCCUAUUCCUAGGCGACGCCCGGCCGCCGAUUGCUUCACGUCUGUUCGAGCCUCUCGUUAAUUUCGAUUUUGGCGGACCGAAGGGUCUCCGCCUAUCUUGCUUGACAAGAUUCGUAUUCUACAUGGGGGGAGACGACGACGGAAUCCUGGGAAUUGAGGCAAUUUACACCGACGGAAACACGGUGCUUGUGGGCCGCAGGGGAGGAUGCGAGCUAUCCUUCCCUAUUGAUGGAUUGGAAGGGGAGCGAGUAAAUAGGGUUGGUGUUUUCGAUAAUUCCCGUCUCCCUGGCGAUACCCAGUCAACCGAAAACCGUUAUUUUGGAAUACAGCUUGCCACUAAUUAUGGCCGGACCGCCACGUUCGCUACCAUCAAAUCACGAUUGGCAAGAACCGUCCUUUACUCCGCCAAUAGAUACCCCCAGUAUGCCAUAACUGGGUUUGCGAUUGGUUACGAGCGGCAUAGAAAUCGAUUGGGCCGCAUUGCUUUGCAAUAUCAAAAGUCCGAACCGUCGGGCAUUAACCCACCUGUAUCGUUCAAAAUGUCACAUGAGGCAGUGUACAAAAAUCUAGAAUACGAUAUCGGGCUUUCAAGGCUCACGGACUACCCGGGUGGCAGUAGUUACCAAACUCAUGCAACUCUCGCAGGCGUGCGAAGAAUCCAGGCGUCGAUCGGCGUCGAAGGCAGAUCCAGAGCCCCAAAUAGCAUCUGCGGGUUGAAGUUCGAGUACGACGACAGUAGCGUAUCCAUAAUAGGACAAUGGAUGGAGCCAUAUGACACCUUGAAGCUCGGGCCAAAUGCACAAGUACAAUCCCUGACAGUCUGGGUAAACCGCUCCCGAAAGGCGCAAGUCUCGGCUAUCAGGAUCCGGACGAGCGAUUCCCGCGCUAUGACCUUCAUUCCACGUGGGCUUUGGGAUCUUCCAAAUGGAGACUUAAGACACGACUACGGAACUGGACCGGGGGAGCAAGUUACGGAUAUAUUCUGGGUCUUGAACGAUUGUUUCGACCGAGUCCGUGCUGUCGUAGCCCAGAAGGACCAGCGGCCGUCGACCUUACUCCCCAAUCAAUACCCCCCAUUUGACGCAGUACAAAAAUUAUAUUUUGAGCGGAUAGCGGAUGAUGGGUCCAGAGACAGGGUUGUUACCGCCAAAGCGUAUUUCCUCGCAACAGCGUUAGUUGGGCUGAAAUUCAUUUACGCCUCUGGGGGCAAGGCGCAGAUUGGUGAUACCAAGAACAUUCACGACCAUCGCGUCAAGGUUCGCUUUGCUGAAAAGGCACGCGUUGUGGGCAUGCUCGCUGGAAUAAGGGACAACCAUAUUCGCUACUUGAAGUUACACCUUGAUUAUUACCGCAAGCAGCCGUUAUCCAAGUACCCGGUGAAGCAGUUCAGCUACAAUAUAGACCUAGUGUCACCGCUUGAAGACAUUUACACCGCGAACUACAGCUGCCAAAGCGCAUGGUGCAGGGACAAAGACGCGGCGGCAAAGUUCCCAAGAGCCCAAGCCAAUCACAAUAUCUAUGCGCCGCCAAGUAGCGGUGGUUCACUGGCUGGUUUAUUUGUGAGAUGUCAGCAAUUCUCAUGCUUGGGUGCAUUAUACGAGUGA